UUGUGCCUUUCAGCCCUAAAAGGUUAAAUUUUCCCCCACCCGGGUUUCUGACCCACCCUGACGGGGUUUUUCCUUUUUCCCAGCCCAUGUGUCUGGAGUGAAGCCGUUCCCAGAGCAGGGCGAGGCCUGGGGCAUGGAGAGGAGAGCGUCCUACGAGGAUGGCCCCGGGGAGCCCGGGGGGCUCGGGGGGGUGCUCAGCACCGUCUCGGGCAGCAGGAGCCCCCUGCAGCCCCCCGAGGAUGAGGAGGGGGAGCCCUUCAGCACCUACUUCGACAGCAAGAUCCCCAUCCCCGAGGACGAGACGCAUUCCUGCUUCAGCUUCCGCAAGCUGUGGGCGUUCACGGGGCCGGGCUUCCUGAUGAGCAUCGCCUACCUGGACCCCGGGAACAUCGAGUCCGACCUGCAGUCCGGGGCGGUGGCCGGCUUCAAGCUGCUGUGGGUGCUGCUGCUGGCCACCGUCAUCGGGCUGCUGCUGCAGCGGCUGGCGGCGCGCCUGGGCGUGGUCACCGGGCUGCACCUGGCCGAGGUGUGCCACCGCCAGUACCGCAAGGUGCCGCGGGUGCUGCUGUGGCUGAUGGUGGAGCUCGCCAUCAUCGGCUCCGACAUGCAGGAGGUGAUCGGCUCGGCCAUCGCCAUCAACCUGCUCUCCGUGGGCAAGAUCCCUCUCUGGGGGGGAGUGCUCAUCACCAUCGCCGACACCUUCGUCUUCCUCUUCCUCGACAAAUACGGCCUGAGGAAGCUCGAGGCGUUCUUUGGGCUCCUGAUCACCAUCAUGGCCCUGACCUUCGGAUACGAGUACGUCACGGUGAAGCCCGACCAGGGGCAGCUGCUGCGGGGUUUGUUCGUCCCCUACUGCUCGGGGUGCGGCACGGCGCAGCUGGAGCAGGCCGUGGGCAUCGUGGGCGCCGUCAUCAUGCCCCACAACAUGUACCUGCACUCCGCCCUGGUCAAGUCGCGGCAGGUGGACCGCGCCGACAAGCGGCAGGUGAGGGAGGCCAACAAGUAUUUCUUCAUCGAGUCGUGCAUCGCGCUCUUCGUCUCCUUCAUCAUCAACAUCUUCGUGGUGACCGUCUUCGCCGAGGCCUUCUUCAACAAGAGCAACGCCGACGUGAGGGCGGAGUGUGCCAACUCCAGCAGCCCCCACUCCUCGCUCUUCCCCAACAACAGCGACGCCCUGGAGGUGGACAUCUACAAGGGGGGCGUGGUCCUGGGCUGCUACUUCGGCCCCGCCGCCCUCUACAUCUGGGCCAUCGGCAUCCUGGCGGCCGGGCAGAGCUCCACCAUGACGGGCACCUACUCGGGCCAGUUCGUCAUGGAGGGCUUCCUGAACCUGCGCUGGUCGCGCUUCGCGCGGGUGCUGCUGACGCGCUCCAUCGCCAUCACGCCCACGCUCUUCGUGGCCAUCUUCCAGGACGUGGAGCACCUGACGGGCAUGAACGACUUCCUCAACGUGCUCAUGAGCCUGCAGCUCCCGUUCGCGCUGAUCCCGGUGCUCACCUUCACCAGCCUGCCCAGCGUCAUGCACGACUUUGCCAACGGCCUGCUGUGGCGCGUGGCCGGGGGGCUGCUGAUCCUGCUCAUCUGCUCCAUCAACGCCUACUUCGUGGUGGCCUACGUGCUGGCCCUGCGCAGCGUGCCGCUCUACGUCGCCGCCGCGCUGCUCGGCCUCGCCUACCUGGCCUUCGUCGCCUACCUGGAAAAGCGAGGAUGGCUCCUGUGGUGGUGCUGGGAACGGAAAAGUUUUUAAAAAAGGCAAAAUAACAGAACUCUUUAGAGAGAAAA
Messenger RNA from Motacilla alba alba, 1782 nucleotides. It is a transcript of the gene SLC11A2, whose product is annotated as solute carrier family 11 member 2. Lineage: Eukaryota; Metazoa; Chordata; Aves; Passeriformes; Motacillidae. The transcript is spliced from 15 exons. The record is from RefSeq and is a predicted model, not a curated record. Gene Ontology annotation, cellular component: plasma membrane. The coding region runs from base 134 to 1747 and encodes 537 amino acids. Gene Ontology annotation, molecular function: iron ion transmembrane transporter activity; cadmium ion transmembrane transporter activity; manganese ion transmembrane transporter activity. Gene Ontology annotation, biological process: metal ion transport.